This is a messenger RNA of Tetrahymena thermophila SB210, 2952 nucleotides long. RefSeq names its product ubiquitin carboxy-terminal hydrolase. NCBI's taxonomy places the organism in Eukaryota, Ciliophora, Oligohymenophorea, Hymenostomatida, Tetrahymenidae. The record is from RefSeq and is a predicted model, not a curated record. Gene Ontology annotation, molecular function: cysteine-type deubiquitinase activity. Gene Ontology annotation, biological process: protein deubiquitination. The transcript has 12 exons.
AUGGGGUCAUGCAGCUCAAGAAGUGAUAAAGAUGAAGUCAAAGAUGUUAUUAAAAUUUAGAAAGGACAUAAUAAUGAAAUGGAGUAGUCAGCUGAUAAACGAUAAAAAGGAGCUUUGAAUAAAAGACUAAGCAUCAAUUACAACAAAAUUCCAAACAAAAUUCACAAAUAAGAUACCCGUUUUUAGCAAGGAAUAAUAGAAGUAGAUGAGAUAUCAGGUUUGGUUGGGUUAUCAAACUUGGGUAACACCUGCUUUAUGAAUUCAGCACUUCAGUGUUUAAGCAAUGUACCUCCUUUAUGUGAUUACUUUUUAAGCAAGCUGCAUGAAAAAGAAAUAAAUUAUGAUAGUUUUCUAGGUUCAUAGGGUAAAAUCACUCAAUAAUUUGCAGAAUUAAUGAUAGAUAUGUGGAAUACUUCAGAUAGUUAUAUUAUCCCUUAGAAGUUUUUAAGGGCUAUUGGUAAUUUUGGACCUUAAUUUGCUGACGGAUCUUAAUAAGAUUCUCAUGAAUUUUUGGCAUUUUUGAUGGAUAUUUUACAUGAAGAUUUGAAUAGAGUCAAAUAAAAACCUUAUAUUGAAGGUAAAGAUUAUAAUGGAAAUGAUUAUGAAAAAUAUGCUAAAGAGUGUUGGAAAGAAUAUUUGAUGCGUAAUAGAUCUAUUAUUGUAGAUUUGUUUUAAGGGUAGACCAAAUCGACUCUUAGAUGCUUAAAGUGUAAUACUGUUUCUCAUAAGUUUGAAACAUUUAUGUAUUUAAGUGUUCCUAUUCCUGACUCAUAAAAAUCUAAAAAAUUAUCUUCUAAGAGAAGUAUAGAAGAAGACAGCGAAUCAUUCUCCCUUUAAAGAUGCAUUUAAGAAUUUACUAAAGAAGAGAAAUUAGAAAGAGGUGAGCUUUGGUUUUGUCCUAAGUGCAAAAAACACUAAGAGUCAACUAAAAAGAUAGACUUGUGGAAAAUGCCUAAUAUCCUAAUCAUCCAUUUAAAGAGAUUUGAAUUUAAUAAAGACAGAAGAUGCAAACUUAGCAAUAAAAUUGAUUUUCCAAUUAAAAAUUUUGACAUUUCAAGUCUAACAGCUGGAAAAUAAAGAGAUAUUCCCAUCUAUGAUUUAUUUGCAGUUUCUAACCAUGGAGGAACGCUCUCAUCAGGUCAUUAUACAUCUUAUGCGAAAAAUAGAAUAGAUUAAAACUGGUAUUUCUUCAAUGACACUCAAGUUUAGUAUGUUGAAGAUCCAGAAGAUAAAUUAAGUAGCAGUUAGUCUUAUGUUCUCUUCUACUCAAAGACAAGUGUUGAAGAAUUUUAUAGGUAAACUCUUUCUGAUCCUGAAAGUUGGCCUCACUUUUAUGAUGAAGAUAAGCAAAGUAAUAAGUAAAAGGAAGAUGCUAAAGAGAGUGAAUUAGAUGAACUGAACAGAAAUAGGAGAAAAAGAAACACUAAGUAGCACACUUAUAAAUUCACAAAUGAAAUUUAAAAAAGAGACUCUAAACUAUACCCGACUAUUCUUCCUUAAAAUUCUAAUAUUUAAAAUAUCGAAGAAAUUAACAACAACACAAAUUAAAAUAGAAAUGGAAGUCAAACAAGACUUAAUAAUGGAAAAAGCUAGACAAACAUAAAAAGCUAAACAUAGUUUGAAAUGAUGAAUUCUGUUAUAAACGAAGAAGAAUUUUAAGGUAAUUUGGAUUAUAGUUUGAAUAUUAGUAAGGAGAUUAAAUAACUAGAUAAAAUGAACUCAAAGACCUUAAAAAGUAAUAAAAUAUAAGUCUCAAAUAGCUCAGUAAAAUAAAGAAAUAUUUAAUAUUUUGGUAAUGAUUAAAAAUCUGCAAGUAUAAACGUAAUUAUUUCUCCUCGAGAUGAGAAUAAGAAUUAGAAUUAGAUACAAAACAGUAGAUAUCACAUUGAAGAUUCAUAUGCAAAAAACCUAUCCACUUAAAAUAAUUAACAAGCUUACAAUUAUAAGAUAUAAGCCUACCUAGGUAUGAGUGGAAAUGUGAACGUAGCUAAUUAUUGUAAUUUUGGUUCUAAUAGGACAUCAAAUGUGAGAGUAAAUCAAGGACCAGGUGGUAAUAGCUCUUUAAGCUUAGCAUGGUGCACUGAUGACACAUAGAAGCCAAGUGUUAGAAGCGGAAGUUAAAAUAAUUAUUAUCAAAGGGAAAGCAAUUCUUAUGGUAAUUAGUAUCAGAAUUCCUACAAAAACGAUAAAGGUAACAACUCUGAUAAUUAAAAAUACAAUCCCAUCACUGGAAACCCUGUUUCAAGCUAUAAUGCAAACAAUUACGCUUAAGAGACCAAAUACUAAGAAGACAACUUCAACCAAAACCAAAAUCGUUAUGACCCAGGUGACAUUAAUUAGUAUUAUGUGUAGCAAAAGAAGCAAUAAGGAUAUAACCAAGAUAACUAUGAUGCUUAUUAGAAUAAUAAUGCUAAUAGCAAUCCUUAUAGUGCCAAACCUCCUGUUUUUGGUAAGAGAGUUGAGACAAAAACUGAAAGUAACUAUGAUAACAACAAACAGUCUAUCAAGGUACACCAAACUCCAGGCGGUAGAUAAAAUUUCUAAAUUGGAGGAGAUUAUAACUACUUUAAAGAUGAUGGCGGUAAUGAUAAAAUAGGUGGUUACAAAGGUAACUCACCACAAAAAAGUGACUCCUAUUAAGCAUUGAAGAACAAUUAUCGCAAUAUGGUCUCAAACGAACCACCACAAUAAAAUUAUUAGUAAGAAUAUUAAUAAAAGUAUAUGGCAAACAAUUAUGCUAACAAUUCCGGAAGCAGUAAUAGAUCUUCCAGCUAAAACAUAUACAACAAUGAUCCAUAUGCAAGAAACCAAAACUAAAACUAUGGAAACUAUUACCAAUAGUAGCAGCAGUAAAGUAAUUAACCACGUCAACCAAAUAAUCUCUAAGACGUCAAAUUUGGCUAUAGAGUGAACUAGCCUCCUGGUGGAAAAAGCAACAUCACUUUCGGUUGA